Molecule: messenger RNA, 591 nt
Organism: Postia placenta MAD-698-R-SB12
Lineage: Eukaryota; Fungi; Basidiomycota; Agaricomycetes; Polyporales; Adustoporiaceae
Exons: 4
Coding region: 1-591 (196 amino acids)
Source: RefSeq, a predicted model, not a curated record
AUGUCUCCACAAGGUCAUCCACUUAUUACCCACAACGUCAUCAUUGACCCCGCAAUUGCAUCAUGGACAUCGACCCGCCAGUACUUCCACCUCCUUCAGGAGUAUAUAAAACCCAUCACUGCUCCUCACGGCAACAGCGACUGGCAGAACCAGAGUGGACAAGGCUUCCAGGAUCAGGGCUUCCAAGGACAAGGAGGUCAGAACUUCGGAAACCAACGCGGCUACGACCAGGGCUCCCAGGGUCAGCAAGGCUUCCAGGGAGACGUCCAGGGCCAAGAAUGGACCGCUGGUCGCGGCGACAACUACGGCAACACCGGAACCCCCGGCAACACCAGCGACGCGAACACGUAUGGUGCCGGCGGUAACAACUUCGAGGGUGCCGGACGCCAGGGCGAUCAAAACUAUCAGAGCCAAGGCGACUAUGACCAGAACAACUGGGAUAACCAGCAGACUGGUGCUGCACCUGGAGGCAGGGCUGGCAAGCCAUCAGUGGGUCAGCGCAUUAAGGGCGACCUCGAGGAGGUGACGGGAAAGGUGACUCGCAACCAAGGCAUGGUUCAGCGCGGCCAGGAAGAGAAGUCCGGCUGGUAA